CACACCCGGAAGUAUGGGCCUCUAUCCUGGCUCCUCAUGGAUUAAUCCUUUUAAUGCUCCCAUGACCCUCGCAUUCCUGUCCAUCAUGCUCUGUGCCCCACAGAGGGGCAUGGCCAAGAGAGGCUCUGAGCAGACAGUGGUGGAGGCUGGGUCAGAGCUGGCCUUGCCCUGCAGCCUCCGGGGGCCAAGUCUGAUGUGGAUCUGGGUCCCCCAAUAUCCGCUCUGUGCAAGGCAGCUCCAGCAGAACACCCACAUAUUCACCUGGACAUCAGCAAAGACUCAGACGGUGAAACUGGCUCAUUUCCAGUAUCGCCUACAUCUCAGGGGGGACCCGUGGAAUGGGGACAGCUACCUUGUGCUGACAAAGCCCAAGGUCAGUGAUUCAGGACUCUUUUCCUGCACCAACGGGAACCAGACUGCCUCCACAACACAGGUCACCGUUACCCCAGGUUGCCAGGAAGGGGCAUCCAUCAGUGUCCCGGCCCAAAGACCACUAAUGAAGGGGGUGACAGUGACCCUGCGCUGUGCCCCCUGUGCAGGGGGUGGCACCCCUGCCUCCACAUCCCACACUGCCACCUGGAGCUUCAAUGGGAAGACAGCAGAUAUCCUUGAAGGCGUCCGGCAGUUGCGGAUGCAGCUCACCAUCAAGUUUUUCUCUGCCCGCUAUCAAGGUCUGUGGGGCUGUGUCCUGUCUGGAGACCCCCCACUCUCUGGGGAGCUCUGCCUGGAGCUGGAGCCCACCCUUACCCCCACCUCAGCUCCCCCAGCCUUGGGAUCCCUAUGGACUCACCAGCAUUUUCCCAUAGUCGCUGGCAGCCUGGCUGGUGCCCUGGGCCUGAUCCUGAUUGGAGCCCUCACCUUUGUCUGCUUCAAAAGGCACCAGACCAGGAGAGCCAGCCAGACCCCAAUAGUGCUGAAAGCAGAAGGACACGGGGACCAGGCUGCAGAGUAUCCAACACGAACUGAGACCAAGGCUACCAGGGAAAUGAAAUCCUCCCCUAACAGCGACCCCAGCCCAGAGGGCUCAGCUGAUGUCCAGUACACCACACUGCAGUUCAAGGAGCCUUCUGUGCCCACUGCCCUUCAAGGAGCUCUUGUGACCUCCAGGGAUGGGCCCUCCACCAUCUACUCUGAAGUGCUCACACCCUGCUCCUGAAACCCACUCCGCAGGGACUGGAAUAUCCCUGCCUCCAGCUGUAAUAUCCCUGCUGGGGCCAGGAGACAGCUGGUACUGGAGUGAAGCAUACUAACCACCAGCUGGACAUCACUGGGAGGGUAUUUUUUAGCAUCUGCGGUGCCUAAAAAAGCCCUCCCACACACACACGCACCUUGCCACUGCUGCUGCUACAAUGGUAAGAGCAGCUAGACUGAACAACCCAUAACAUUGUGGCUCCUACCUGUUUCAUAGGAAGGCCUGUGCUAGUAAAAGCCCUGCAGAAAACUACAAAUAGACCUCAGGAAAAGCCUGUACUGGGAGAGACUUGGUGGGCCUAGGGGAAAGCCACUGCCCAAGAGCCCUGAUGACAGACAAAGGGCAGCGCAAGGUGUGGGACAGUUUGGAAGAGCAGUAAGAGGCCACACUUUGCAGGAGACCAACCACACUGUUCAAAGCAGGAUCAGCCAUGGGUGUCUGGUACCUCUUGAAUCAGGGGGGGCAUGUGCCCCUCCUGACACCAGUCAGUGACUGGGGGGGGGAGUCCCCCGGCAGCUAAUCCUGCUGAUGGCGGGGGAGGGGGGUAUUCCCCAGCGGCCGAUCUCAGUCACCAUGAAAGCAGCCACACCACUUCCAGAAGUCCCAGGGCCGCUUCUGGAAGUGGUGCAGCACAGCUGCUUUUGCUGGCGGUCCCACUCCCUGGCUGGUGCUUGCAGGGGGGGCAGUGGUGCUCCUACCUGCCCCCCUGUUCACUGGCUAAACAGGGAGCAUGGCCUGGCAGGGGCUGCACUGGCACUCUCAGGGGGUGCAAUUGCAUCCCCGUGCACCCACUACGCAUCGCCCCUGGGAUCAGCCCUAUUCAAAUCAACCCAUACAAAUCCUUGUCUAACUUAUUAUGAAAUAGGAACCAUGGCUGUUGGAUGUGCAUCACCCCUUGGGGCCAGGCCCUGUCCCAGAAACCCUGAGACAACAUUGCAGAGCAGCGGGCAUGUCAGGCUGGGAAGCAGAGAGAGGACCCUGGGGCUAAGGUGCAAGACUGCACAGACUGAAUCAGCACAAGGAGGUGGCCGCACCAUUCACACUUCCUCAGAGGGGAGACAGGAGGGAUUAUCAUGGAAGAACACGGAUUUUGGGUACUUUAAUGAGAGAAUUAUCUGAUAAAACCCCCAAAUUAUUUCAUUAGAGUACGCAAAAUCCGUGUUCUUCCAUGAUUAAAAUGAAACAUCACUAUAUAGGUGAGAGAUAUAAAGAGAGAUCAGUUGGGCAAUGUUUUAUUGAUAUAUUUACAAUUUUAGAGCAACUUGGAAGCCUACCAGUGCCUCUAUCAUCAUCAUAAAAAUUCUAAAUAUCUAUA
This is a messenger RNA of Alligator mississippiensis (American alligator), 2507 nucleotides long. RefSeq lists its product as uncharacterized. NCBI's taxonomy places the organism in Eukaryota, Metazoa, Chordata, Crocodylia, Alligatoridae. The record is from RefSeq and is a predicted model, not a curated record. Bases 14 to 1156 code for a protein of 380 amino acids. The transcript has 7 exons.